AUGGAAGUUGCGUCUUGUUGUUUGGGACCUUUUGAGUGGGAUGGCAAAUCUACAGGCCGGACUGAUAAACUUGCUGGCAAAGGCGCCUACACCACUAGCGAUAAUCCUGACGUGGCCAUUCUCCUCGUCCAUGACCUACUCGGCUGGACCUUUUCCAAUGCACGUCUUCUCGCAGAUCAUUACGCCCACGAGGCCAAUGCUGCAGUAUACGUCCCCGACUUCUUCGGUGGCUGGGUCGUCGAUUUUGAGCCCGUCCCUGCCGGUCGAUUUCAUGAAAUUGACCUGGAAGACUUCCACAAAAGCAAUGGUCGCAAGAUUCGAGAGUCUGAGAUCUUCAACUUCACAAGAGCACUGCGGAAAAACAUAAUAAGGUCGCAGCCGCGGAGUCCUGCUAUGGAAGGUGGGCUGUGUUUCGACUAG
Colletotrichum spaethianum is the source of this 420-nucleotide messenger RNA. RefSeq lists its product as uncharacterized. The transcript has a single exon. NCBI's taxonomy places the organism in Eukaryota, Fungi, Ascomycota, Sordariomycetes, Glomerellales, Glomerellaceae. The record is from RefSeq and is a predicted model, not a curated record. Bases 1 to 420 code for a protein of 139 amino acids.